Messenger RNA from Danio rerio (zebrafish), 990 nucleotides. It is a transcript of the gene or42a2, whose product is annotated as odorant receptor, family 42, subfamily A, member 2. Gene Ontology annotation, cellular component: plasma membrane; membrane. The record is from RefSeq and is marked provisional. Gene Ontology annotation, biological process: G protein-coupled receptor signaling pathway; signal transduction. Gene Ontology annotation, molecular function: G protein-coupled receptor activity; olfactory receptor activity. Lineage: Eukaryota; Metazoa; Chordata; Actinopteri; Cypriniformes; Danionidae.
AUGCAGUCAAACUCUUCUGCAAACACGACCUUUGUUCGUCCUGCAACCUUUUUUCUAAACGGCCUUUCUAAUGUUCCACAUGUAAAAUAUUACUAUAUGUUCUUGUCUUUAGUUCAUGUUGCUACUGUUUUGGGAAACUCAUUUCUCAUGAGUACUAUUUAUUUAGCUCGCAGACUUCACACAGCCAAAUAUAUUGUUGUUUUCCAUUUGGCUUUUUCUGAUCUCUGUGGAAGCUCAACUGUUGUUCCAAAAAUCAUUGACACGUUUUUAUUUGAGCACCAGGACAUUUUAUAUGAAGCAUGUUUGGCAAAUAUGUUUUUUGUGUAUUUUUUCAUGAGUAUGCAAUCUUUAACAUUACUUAUCUUAGCUUAUGACAGACUAGUUGCUAUUUGUUUUCCUCUCCGAUAUCAUGCCAUUGUAACCAAGCCGUCAAUGUUUCUUAUCAUAGGAGCGAUGUGGAUUUUUUCUUUGACAUAUUUUUCAGUGCUUGUAGGUUUGGUCAACAGAAUUUCUUUUUGUGGAUCUAAUGUGAUUGACAGUUAUUUUUGUGAUCAUGGUCUUAUUUAUAAACUUGCUUGUAAUGAUAUUUCUAUAAAUUUACUGAUGGGGAAAAUGACAUUUGGUCUCCUAAUGUGUACACCCCUCAUACUGAUUUUUCUCUCAUAUUUUUUCAUUGCUCUGGCUCUGCUUAAGAUUGCUCAUGGUGGUGCACGGAUAAAAGCGAUGAAAACCUGCACCUCACAUCUAAUGUUAGUGGCGAUCGGCUAUUUCCCACUUAUAAGCAAUCAAAUUGCAGCUUUAACAACAUCUAUUGAUCCAAACACACGAAUAUUUAACAACUCUUUGAGACAGGUAAUACCAUCUAUGCUGAAUCCCAUCAUAUACACUCUGAAGACAGAGGAGGUCAUGGAAUCCAUGAAAGACCUGUACAAACGAAGAAAAAUUAACACAGCUAUAGAAAGAAAAAUGAAAUGUGAAAGGGGAAAUUAA